Tricharina praecox is the source of this 947-nucleotide messenger RNA. RefSeq lists its product as uncharacterized. Bases 135 to 611 code for a protein of 158 amino acids. NCBI's taxonomy places the organism in Eukaryota, Fungi, Ascomycota, Pezizomycetes, Pezizales, Pyronemataceae. The record is from RefSeq and is a predicted model, not a curated record. The transcript has a single exon.
UUCUUCCUAGUGCCCAAAUAUACGGCGAGAACCGGUAUUUGGAGUCCCUUGCUACCUACGGCUGUAUGUAUGGUUGUAUGGUUGUAUGCUACGGUAUGCUAUGCUAAGGGUUGUAAGGUUGUACCCAGGGUUGUAUGUAUGGGUGUAAGGUUGUGUGGGUUGGGUUUGGUUGGGGUUGUAAGGUUGUAUGUAUGGUUGUGGCUGCAGAGCGCUCGCGGCAGUGGGUGUUCCGGGGAUGCCUCUCUCUCCCUCGAUGGAGCGCCCACCGUCUUCUCUAUCUUUCUCUCUCGAUGGGGCGGCGAGCGGCGGCGGUAGGUGGUGGUGGUGGUGGUGGUGGUGGUGGGAAUGCCAAAUGCACGUCUUCCCUCUCUCUCAGCCAGACAGGCAGGCAGGCUAAUAAAAAACCUGCUCGCUCUGCUUGCUUGCUUGUUGCUUGCUCCUGCUGCUUGCUUGCUGCUCCUGCUGCUGCUGCUCGCUCUCGCUGCUGCUGCUUCGCUUUGCUGCGGUGCGAGGGGGGGAGGGAACUGGAAACACACUGCACGGCCAAAUUGCACUGGGCAUUGUGGGGCCUCGGCACUCUAGCUGGAUGUGGCCUGACUCGGCUUACUUAACCGCGUACUUGCAGUUGUUGCGGACUAGGUAGGCAGAGUACUGGUACAGUACAUGGAGUACUCGUUCGAGGAGGACAGGAGGACAGGACAGGUCGUGCUUGUGCUUAGCCGUGAUAGGAAGUAUGCGGAGCUGAGUACUUUACGGUGCGUGGUGUGUGCGUGUGUGCGAAAGAUGGGUGGAUGGAUGGAUGGUUGAAGUAGGACAGGCGCGUGAGGGAGGCAGGGAGGGAUUCACGUAUGUGUUUCGGUAGGAGGUAUGUAGGUUAGGUACGGUAUUCAGCUGCUGGCAUGGCAGGUAGGGGCACAGGAGGGAAGGGAAGGGAAGGCGAGAGGAGC